CUUGGAAUCUACAGGAGUCUGCCCCUACACGGGAGGCCAUGUAGGAACAGAAGCCAACGUAAACAAAUAAGCAUUACGGCAGUUGGAGGUGUUGUGGUGGGCGGCGUAAUGGCAUAGGCGCGCACUCCCACACCCAUUAGUGAGGAAAAACUAACUAAUGUUGUGAUUGUGGCCGCCAACACAGGCUCAUGCAAAACUUUUUGGCGACUGCUUUAAACCGUCUGACAGUUGUUGGAUACUCGUCAUCGAACUCCUUUGAAGAGAAUUUCAAAGGAGCAUCAAACGGUAUCAACGUGAUGAAUACAAAUUAAAUCAACCUGGAACACGCGUGAUGGCGAGGAGACGAAUUUAUAAAAACAUUCAAACAAAAGUCUUUUGAAGCCGCCACAGGAAGGAAAAACAAAAUAGCCUAUUGUGCAUAAAACUGAGCCUCGCGCACCAUGACGACCAGCGGGAGAGAUCAGGCAGCCGUUGGUUACAUUCUGGACAUGAGUCAACCACACCACCACCACCACACCGCCUCCAGGUAUUCCUUCUGGCUCCCAAACUCCACCCUACAAUCUCUGUUGACAUCAGAGGAAGCCUACAGUCCCCUCAGCUCCGUGUCGUCGCUGGCUGCUCACCACGACGACGACCUACUCUUCCUUCUACAGGGAAACGACACCAACGCCACCAGCACAGGCUACGUGCCCUACUUCCAGCGCCCGGAGACCUACAUCGUGCCUAUCCUCUUCGCUGCCAUCUUUAUUGUCGGCGUUAUAGGUAACGGGACGCUCAUCGUCAUCUUCGCCAGGAACGAGAACCUUCGCAACGUGCCCAACACCUACAUCAUCUCCCUGGCGUUGGGGGAUCUCCUCGUCCUCUUCUUCACCGUUCCCUUCGUCUCCACCAUUUACACCAUAGAGUCCUGGCCCUACGGGAACUUCGAGUGCAAAUUUAGCGAGCUAGUGCGGGACAUAUCAGUUGGUGUGACGGUCUUCACCCUGACGGCGCUUUCUGCUGACCGCUACCUCGCUAUCGUCUCCACUAUCAGAAGGGCUGUGGGCGGGGCGGGCCGCAGGACGCUGCGGACAGCGGUGGGAAUAUGGGUGGCAGCAGGAAUGUUGGCCACUCCAGCAGCACUGUUCUCCCAGGUACAGGCCUUCCAUGUGACGGACGAGAAGGUCAUCAACGUCUGUUACCCGUUCCCAGAGGACUUGCCCGAGUGGUACUCCCGAGCCAAUGUCAUCGUGAAGGCGCUCUUGUACUAUCUCCUCCCGCUCGUCGUCAUCGCCACCUUCUACUUGCUGAUGGCUAGACACCUGUUAUCCUCGGAUGACGUGCCCGGGGAGUCUCAUGUCUUCCAUCGUCAACUGAGGACUAGAAGAAAAGUGGCUAAAAUUGUUCUGUGUUUUGUGCUCAUCUUCGCCGUGUGCUUCCUACCCACACACGUCUUCCUGCUGUGGUUCUACUUAGACCCGCAAGCUUCCAUCAAGUAUAACCAGUUCUGGCAUGCCCUUCGCAUCGUUGGCUUCUGUCUCGGGUUCAUUAACUCGUGUAUCAACCCCAUCGCCCUAUACUGCAUCUCCGGUACCUUCAGGAAGUACUAUAACCGUUACCUCUUCCGAUGCUGCCGCUGGGUCGACCGCGGGCAUCGAACUCACUCCUUCCUGCAGCCGCGACGCUCCGGAAUGUCACAGUGCCGUUCCUUCACCCUGCGGGGCACUGAGACUAUCACCCUCACCACGCUCAUUCACGACAGGGCCUCACCUGCCACCUCCUGACACACGCCAACACAAUCUUGCUCUCCAGCGUCUGCCCGCCCAUGUUCUCCCACGCCCACGCUAACCUAUUCUCCCGUAACUACACGCCCAUUCCUGGCGAGAGAUCAAAUCUACAGAACCAAUAACCACGAGUCUCCACUGUGUAGCCGAGAAAUGGUGAUGGCCGUCGACCUAGACGUCGAGAGUAACACUUGUAUUUAUGAAGAAGUCGAGUUGUGAGACCUCCCUACGCAGCCCCUUCUGUAGUGUCGCCCCCUCGACAUGAGUUUGUGGCGGCUCCUGAGGGAAAUGUGAACUUCUUGAGCAAUCUGAAGGUCCUCAUGAACAGAAUCAUAAUCUUGAUGAUUUCAUGAAUGGUAAUGAGGAAGCCUCACGAAAUUGUGGAGGACUUUGCGAGUAGUGUAAGGAACCUCAUAAGUCGUAUGCAAGCCGUUCGUGAGUACUGUGAAGGACCUCGCGGCAAGCGUGAAGGGACCCUCAUGAGUGGCGUCGGGACCUCAUGAACGAUUGUGGUAACUUGUCUCACAGAUCAGUCAUAUCACAUAAAAUAUAUUGCACUUGGGCAGGACGGUAGAGCGACGGUCUCACUUCGUGCAGGUCCCCGUUCAUUCCCCGACCGUCCAAAUACUUGAACACCAUUCUUAA
Molecule: messenger RNA, 2408 nt
Organism: Procambarus clarkii (red swamp crayfish)
Lineage: Eukaryota; Metazoa; Arthropoda; Malacostraca; Decapoda; Cambaridae
Product: neuropeptide CCHamide-1 receptor
Biological process (GO): G protein-coupled receptor signaling pathway
Cellular component (GO): plasma membrane
Molecular function (GO): neuropeptide receptor activity
Source: RefSeq, a predicted model, not a curated record